AAGAAGUCUGUGAUUGAUCAUGGUCCCCUCUGGUGUAGUUCACUUUUUGUAUUUGAAGACUGUAAUGGUGACAUUGCCAGUUAUUUCCAUGGAAUCCAGAAUGUUGCACACCAAGACUAACAGAACUCCUCUAAAAGAUCACUUCUAUGCUGUUGGUGCAAUGAAGAAGGGCAAAUCUACUAAUGCUGACUAUGAAGAUGACCUUCCUUUAUUUCUUGGUGUUGAAUCAAUUUCUGAUGUCACAUUUUUCUCAAGGCUCCAAAUUAGAGAAGCAGUGUUCCACUCCAGAGCAUACAAGAGAAUUUCCAGAAGAAACAAUUACGCCAUUGCUUACCAGCAGGGAGACAGUAUAUAUUAUGGGUACAUUGAAGCAUUCUUUUCAGUCAGGAGUAAUCCAAGUGUGGCUUGUGGGGCUGUCAUUGCUCCUAUGUCAAUCUCUGGUCGGCAUGUAUGUAAAAGCCAUGAAGUUCUUGGAAACCUAAUUAGCCACAUUGUCUGUCUCCACGAGCCAAACAAGAACAGGUUCACAGUUGCCCCUCCCAAAGACAUUAUCGACAUAUGAGUUUAUAUCAAGUUUCCAGACUGUGAUGUGAGUUAUGCAGCACAUUUCCCAAACCAUAUUGAAAAAGACUUAAAUUUAUUCUCGGCUUUAACUGUUGAACCUAAAUUCACCUUGACUGUGAUACUAAAAACCGAUCAACAAAGACAGAUUUUUUUUCUUGAUGUUUUAACACCUUAACAGUAGUUACUAUAUCUCCAUAAAUAUGUAUUAAACAUGAGUGAAGAGAGUUUGUCCAUUGAAGCAAUUCUCAUAGGUAUGGUAGAUCAUAGAGUUGUUUCAUAUCAUUUCUUAAACCUCUUAUAGUUGAAACUGGAAUCAAAGUUUGUGGAAGUUCAACUUGAAAAUGCAACAGGAAUCUUCUGCUUUGAUUGCGCAAUAUUUUAGUAAGUUAUGAGUGCCAAUGCAUAAUUUUUUAUUCAAAAGCCAUUUUUGUCAUGGGUGGAGUUUGUAAGAAUUAAGCUGAGUAGGUUCAAGAGCUUUACUUGAGAUCAAAACAUAUAGCAUGUACACUGUAUAAACAUAUACUUAGAUUGAUAGACUAAUCACCUCAGUCUAUUUUUGGCCAUGUAAGCCGAAGAGUGUAAGGUAAAACAGUUGAUUUACAUAAAUCAUUGCACAACAGCUAGAAUAUGAUGUAAAGAUAAAGAUAUUACAACAAAGUCAUAUAACUUGUCACAGGGUUCAAUAACCAACAGUUAACUGUGUUUUGCAUCAUGAUUACUUAGUAGAAAUCUACAUGUAUUGAACACUUCGUUAUAUUAAUGACUAACAUGUAUAGUUCACCAAUAAAAAACUCUUUUUAAACAGAACACUUGUCUUGUCACUUGCUGGUUCUUUGAAAUGAUGUAGGCCUCUUUCACCCAACCAUUGUCUCUUCACUUGCUGGUUCUUUGAAAUGAUGUAGGCCUCUUUCACCCAACCACUGGCUUGUUCAUUCAUAUCUCUACAAAAGUUUUCCUUUGGUCUCACAGUUUUCUAUGAGAGCCUCGCCUGGAAACUCUAAGGGAGAAAAUUUCACUAAGGGUCUUUGGCCCCAUAGAAUUCCCAUAUAAAUUAAUCAUAUGGAAACUCUAUGGGAGUCAAUUUCUUGUAGAGCUUUUAUAAACUC
Molecule: messenger RNA, 1670 nt
Organism: Stylophora pistillata
Lineage: Eukaryota; Metazoa; Cnidaria; Anthozoa; Scleractinia; Pocilloporidae
Source: RefSeq, a predicted model, not a curated record